Messenger RNA from Merops nubicus (carmine bee-eater), 705 nucleotides. It is a transcript of the gene PHB2, whose product is annotated as prohibitin 2. The annotation marks the transcript as partial. Gene Ontology annotation, cellular component: mitochondrion; membrane. The transcript is spliced from 8 exons. Gene Ontology annotation, biological process: mitochondrion organization. NCBI's taxonomy places the organism in Eukaryota, Metazoa, Chordata, Aves, Coraciiformes, Meropidae. The record is from RefSeq and is a predicted model, not a curated record.
UCCGUCUCUGGCAGGAUCCCCUGGUUCCAGUAUCCCAUCAUCUAUGACAUUCGAGCCCGGCCGCGGAAAAUCUCCUCGCCCACCGGCUCCAAAGACCUGCAGAUGGUGAACAUCUCCCUUCGCGUGCUCACGCGGCCCAACGCUGCAGAGCUGCCCAGCAUGUACCAGCGCCUGGGCCUGGACUACGAGGAGCGAGUCCUGCCUUCCAUUGUUAACGAAGUGCUCAAGAGUGUCGUAGCCAAGUUCAACGCUUCACAGCUCAUCACCCAGAGGGCCCAGGUGUCCCUGCUCAUCAGGAGGGAGCUGACGGAGCGCGCCAAGGACUUCAGCCUCAUCCUGGACGACGUGGCCAUCACGGAGCUCAGCUUCAGCCGUGAAUACACCGCGGCGGUGGAGGCGAAGCAAGUGGCCCAGCAGGAGGCACAGCGUGCGCAGUUUCUGGUGGAGAAGGCCAAGCAGGAGCAGAAGCAGAAGAUUGUUCAGGCCGAAGGGGAAGCUACAGCUGCUAAGAUGAUAUCCUGCUGUGGGAGAUCUUGUGGGCAGAAAAAGCUACGUAAGAUCCGAGCUGCUCAAAACAUCUCAAAAACGAUUGCUGGCUCACAAAACCGCGUGUAUCUCACAGCAGAUAACUUGGUACUGAACCUGCAGGAUGAGGGCUUCACCAGAGGAAGUGACAGCCUCCUACUCAAACAAGGGAAGAAAUGA